AUGGUUAAAACACGAUCUUCAGCGAGGGUAGGAAGCGCGGCCACCAGUGCGCCCGCCGAAAAUGGAACUUCUUCCGAACUUAGAUCGCGGCUCAAAACCACUGAGAACGGUCACCGCUCCCAAAGGCCCUACAAUCAAAUUAGGAACAAUCAAGCGCUGCCCUCGGGGAGCGUGGGGCCGGGCAGCGGGUCGCAGGGGAAGGACCCCCUGGCGCCCGCGCUGCCUGGCCGCUCCCUCUAUCAACACCCCACUGUUAGCGGGUACAACACACAAGACUCACGCGGGCAAGCCAUGCCUGUCACGCGGACGUUGCAGGCACGGCAGAAUCCCAUAUACCCUAGCAGCAUGUACCACGGGUACGGCGCUAGCGCGGCGGGCACGCUCGCUCCGAUGCCGUCACCGUCGCCCACCGCGCCACUAGCGCCCUUCCCGGUACAUCCAGACGUUAAGUUUAGGAAACUUCCCUUCUACGACGUGCUAGCAGAACUGAUGAAGCCAUCGACAAUGAUGCCCAUGCAAGCAGGUCGCAUGCAAGAAGGUACCUACGUGUUCCACCUCACACCUCAACAAGCCACGGAAAUAGCUUCAGGGAAAGAUCUCGUCGGAACUAGCAACAAACUUGAUUAUGUCAUACAGGCACAACUUCGGUUUUGUCUUCUAGAAACCUCGUGCGAACAAGAGGACCAUUUCCCGCCUAGCGUUAAUGUUAAAGUUAACAACAAAAUGUGUCCACUACCUAACCCAAUACCUACAAAUAAGCCCACGCCAGAACCAAAGCGGCCGCCGCGACCUGUGAACAUAUCUUCUCUAGUGAAGCUAUCGCCCACUGUCGCGAACACUAUACAAGUGACGUGGGCCGCGGACUUCACGCGAGCUUACGUGCUCAGCGUGUUCAUGGUGCGCAAACUGACUUCAGCCGAGCUGCUCCAGCGACUCAAGAAUAAAGGCACCAAAAAUCCUGACUACACGAGGUCACUUAUAAAAGAGAAGUUGUCGGAGGACUACGACAGUGAGAUCGCGACGACUUCGUUGCGAGUGUCGCUGAUGUGUCCCCUGGGCAAGAUGCGCAUGGCGUGUCCGUGCCGGCCCGCCAACUGCCCGCACCUGCAGUGCUUCGACGCCUCACUGUUCCUACAGAUGAACGAACGGAAGCCAACCUGGCUGUGUCCAGUCUGUGACCGACCUGCGCCUUACGACUCUCUUGUAGUAGACGGGUACUUCCAAGAGGUGCUGACGUCCCCGCGGCUGUCGAGCGAGUGCAACGAGAUCCAGCUGCACGCCGACGGCAGCUGGUCGGCGCACGCGCCGCCGCCGCGCGCGCCGCUACUGCAGCAACCCGCCGCCGAACCCGUCACUCUCAUCUCGGACGACCUCGAAGUGAUUCCUGUGGACAGCGGUGUAGGCGCUGCUAAACGUGCCGCCGUAGGCGAAACUCGUGCACCACGCUCUGCAGACGUGAUGGUGGACCUUACAUCAGACUCUGAUGAUGAACUGCCUCUCAAACGAAAGAUACCACCACCGAAAGCCACGCCACCAGUUUCCGAAGCCAAUAUUAAGAGUGACGACAACUAUUCAUCAAGUGCAGCGGAAGCAGUAUCGUCGAGUGGGUAUCGAUCACCCGGCGUGGCAGGCGGUGCGUGUGGUGUGAUAUCACUGGACAGUCCGUCCCCGCCGGCGCCAGGGUCCCCGCCAUCGUCCCCGCGCGACACGGAGGCCCUACCGGAGCGUCCACACCUGUCCAUCACACCGGUGGCGCCCCCUACCAGCAACUCUUCACAACACCAUAUAGUUCCUCACGACGUCAUGACGGAUGGCCCGCACCUCUCUAUCACUCCCGUCACUUCAGCGGCUCCCACACAUCAUAUUGGUUCGAGCACGAAUGCGGAGCGUGACGACGCGGAGGCGACGCCGGCGCACUGGGCACCUUACGCUGACUCUGAAAGAGAUGAUAAUUAUAGGAAGUAA
Spodoptera littoralis (African cotton leafworm) is the source of this 1965-nucleotide messenger RNA. NCBI's taxonomy places the organism in Eukaryota, Metazoa, Arthropoda, Insecta, Lepidoptera, Noctuidae. The record is from the annotation of a GenBank genome assembly.